AUGGCGGAGCUGCGGCGGACGAAACGCGAUGCGUUGCCGAAUCAGAGUUAUGGAGCAAAUGUGAAUCAAAAGCUGUUUCGAGGCUAUGCAACAACAGCAGCAGUAAGGGAGGGACACUUGGAGAUAUUGGACGUGCUCAUCAAUGGGGGCGCGUCCCAGCAGGCAUCUGAGGAGGCCUUGUUGGAGGCAAGCUACUUGGGCAGGGCUAGGUCUGCCGAGAUGCUCAUGGGAUCCGACAUGAUCUGCCCUCAGGCUGUUGUGCAUGCUCUUGUUUCCGCUUCCUGCAUAGGCUUUGUUGAUGUAGUUGACACUGUCAACUCAUCAAGUGCCGGGUGCAAUAUCAACUCUUCGACAGAAUCUGGAGAAACUACACUAAUGAUCUGUGCUAGAUAUAAACACCAGGAAUGCCUUAAAAUCCUGGCUUCAGACGGUGCUGAUUUUGGCCUGGUGAAUGCUACUGGUCAUAGUGCAAGCUUAUUGCAGAGUGAGUAA
Pyrus x bretschneideri (Chinese white pear) is the source of this 492-nucleotide messenger RNA. RefSeq lists its product as uncharacterized. Bases 1 to 492 code for a protein of 163 amino acids. The transcript has 3 exons. The record is from RefSeq and is a predicted model, not a curated record. Gene Ontology annotation, molecular function: protein binding. Lineage: Eukaryota; Viridiplantae; Streptophyta; Magnoliopsida; Rosales; Rosaceae.